GAGGGUUCACUAUAAAUAGAUUAGAGACUCCCACACCCAAAAAUGGCAGCCGUAGUAUCAUCCUUGGCCGCCUCCAUUUCUUCUUUUCUAGUUCCUCCUUUUCCUUCUUCUUCUUCUUCCUUAUUUUUCACAAAAUUCAGGUCAGCACCAUUUCUUAGAUUCUCUUUUGCAGUUGCACCCCUGUGUUAUCGUAGCGGAGGAGGAGUAGGAGGAGGAGGAGCGGGGAAGCUCAUGGCUCACUCUUUAGCUCGUGCCACUCUUGGCCUUACACAGCCAGCCAACGUCGAUGUCCCCAAGAUUUCUUUUGCUGCGAAAGAUGUUGGUGCGGUGGAAUGGAAAGGAGAUAUACUUGCAGUGGGUGUUACUGAGAAAGAUAUGGCCAAGGAUGAGAGCACAAAGUUUGAGAACUCACUUCUCAAGAAGCUAGAUGCCCAUUUGGGUGGUCUCUUAAGUGAAGCCUCUUCUGAGGAGGAUUUCACAGGAAAAGCUGGUCAAUCAAUUGUUCUUAGACUUCCAGGUCUUGGUUCUAAAAGGGUUAGCUUAAUUGGUCUUGGACAGUCUGCUUCAACCACCUUGGCUUUCCUCAAUUUUGGUGAGGCCAUUGCUGCUACUGCAAAGUCUGCUCAAGCCAGUGAUGUUGCUAUAGUGCUUGCCUCAUCAGAAAGUAUCGCAAAUGAAUCAAAGCUUAAUACUGCUUCGGCAAUAGCAUCUGGAACAGUGCUGGGGAUAUAUGAAGAUAACAGGUAUAAGUCAGAGUCAAAGAAAUCAGUGCUUAAAUCUGUGGAUAUUCUUGGUCUUGGAACUGGCCAUGAAAUAGAGAAGAAACUCAAAUAUGCUGAAGAUGUUUCUUCUGCUGUAAUCUUUGGAAAAGAGCUUGUGAAUUCACCUGCCAAUGUACUCACCCCUGCGGUACUAGCAGAAGAAGCUUCAAAGAUUGCUUCCACAUAUAGCGAUGUUAUUUCUGCUACCAUCUUGAAUGCAGAGCAAUGCAAAGAAUUAAAAAUGGGGUCUUAUCUGGGUGUUGCUGCGGCUUCUGCAAAUCCCCCUCAUUUCAUCCAUUUGUGUUAUAAGCCUCCAAGUGGACCUGUUAAAACCAAGUUGGCCUUAGUGGGAAAAGGGUUGACUUUUGACAGUGGUGGCUACAACAUCAAGACAGGACCUGGAUGUUCAAUUGAGCUCAUGAAAUUUGAUAUGGGAGGUUCUGCAGCAGUUCUAGGAGCAGCAAAAGCCAUUGGUCAGAUUAAACCUGCUGGGGUAGAGGUUCAUUUCAUUGUUGCGGCUUGUGAGAAUAUGAUUAGUGGAACAGGCAUGAGGCCAGGAGACAUAGUCACAGCCUCAAAUGGAAAGACAAUUGAGGUCAAUAACACUGAUGCUGAAGGCAGGCUUACACUUGCAGAUGCCUUAGUUUAUGCGUGUAACCAGGGCGUAGAGAAGAUAGUUGACCUGGCUACAUUAACUGGUGCCUGUGUAGUUGCUCUUGGUCCUUCAAUUGCAGGUGUCUUCACACCUAGUGAUGCCUUGGCAAAGGAGGUUUUAACUGCAGCAGAGGUCAGUGGAGAGAAACUUUGGAGGAUGCCAUUAGAGGAAAGUUACUGGGAGUCCAUGAAGUCGGGAGUGGCUGAUAUGGUCAACACUGGUGGUCGUCAAGGCGGUGCUAUUACAGCAGCUCUGUUUUUGAAACAGCAAAAAUUUGAAGAUGUCAGAUGCAGGGGGAAAUGGGGUUUGGGGCAUGGGAGAUUUGGAGGUUAUGCAUUCACCAUGGUGGACUGUGCCACGAGACCAACUCUUGGUAAAUCAUCCAGAACCUCAUGGAAGGCUGAAAAAUUUUACCAACCAGUGAUGAAUAAUCACUUACUGAGGCUUUAGUUAAGGAGCCAGAUGCCUAUUUUCAGCUUUAACAUCUUAAAAUUUGUUGAUGAGAAGGUUCAGUGGAUGCACAUUGACUUGGCUGGUCCAGUGUGGAACGAGAAGAAGCGCACUGCAACAGGAUUUGGCAUUUCAACUCUUGUGGAGUGGGUCUUGCAAAAUUCUUCUUAGAUGCAACGAACAGUGUCAGGAUCCUAUUGGAGAAAAGACUAAAAGG
This is a messenger RNA of Hevea brasiliensis (rubber tree), 2083 nucleotides long. Its product is annotated as leucine aminopeptidase 1. The transcript is spliced from 12 exons. Gene Ontology annotation, cellular component: cytoplasm. Gene Ontology annotation, molecular function: manganese ion binding; metalloaminopeptidase activity. Bases 43 to 1866 code for a protein of 607 amino acids. The record is from RefSeq and is a predicted model, not a curated record. Gene Ontology annotation, biological process: proteolysis. Lineage: Eukaryota; Viridiplantae; Streptophyta; Magnoliopsida; Malpighiales; Euphorbiaceae.